AUGAAGCAAAUUAUCGAGGAUGUCAGUUCCUUGUAUAUGUCAUCAUCCAAUUAUCCAACCAUCGUCAAAACAGGAUCCGUGAAAAGAAAAUUCCAUUCGUCUGGUCAACUCGAACGAACGGUAACCAUUGAAGAAAAUCUCAACAAUGUAGGUCUUCACAGUGGCAACGGUUCUUUCUUUGAAGAUGCAGGUGGUACGAAUUAUAUCACAAGGGAUGGAUCGAAAGCUGGAUUCUAUGCAACUGCUCCUCCCAUUCUCUCUAACUCACCAAAUGCUGGCGGGUUCGAGAUCUAUGUUAAAAUGUUUUUGCAGAGUAAAUUUAGUGCCGACAAAAACCGAGUUUCAAAAAUGUUUGACAUGCUCGAAAGGAAAGAGCGAUUUGAUGGCAGAAAGAUUGUAAGCAGAGACAAACUUUUUGAGGAUGACAACAGAAUAGCUGGUAAUUCUAAAAGAUUUCCCAUUAAAGCUAAUUAUGAUCAGAGAAUGUUCGUGAACAAGGAGCAUUGUUGCGUAGAUAGUGAAGGGGACCGCCUUCACGACAGCCACCUCGUCAGCAAUGCUUUCACUACCAGUGCCGACGAGAAUAAACACAAGAGCGUCAUUCCGUGGGACGAAGUGGCGAUUCCCGGUGUCAAAUAUUCCGACAAGUAUGAGGAUGAUAGAAGCCAAAGUGACGAUGUGCCAGCGAAGCAGAUGAACGAGAGAUUUCACUCUCCACCACUUGGAUGCGCCUUUCCAGGAAGGAAUGAAUAUCCAUUGGAUGAACAUUUAAAAGAUGAUUGGAGAUAUAACGUAAACAACAAUAGUGUGGUGGCAUCUACGAAGAAUAACUUUGCAAAGAGGGCACAAGUUCACGAUCCGCCAAUAAAAUCUAAUUUCAACUUGCCAAAUCCCGUCACCAAUGCUAGAAGAAUAUCCGUGGUUCAGAUUGAAAUGCCAGAUUCUUUGUCGUUUUUAAAUAAAAAUGCAUUUGAGAUUUAUUUAGUGGCCGAUAAAAAUGCAGAUUACGCACAGAAGGAAAUGUCAAGCAACGCUAACAGCAACAACAGAUCAUCGAUGAAGCUUUCUAAGAAUAGGACGUCGAUGAGGAAGAAAAAAGAUCAUCUCACAGCCGAAGUUGGAUUGAAGCAAGAAGAGAAGCCCAUACUGAAGCCCACCCUAUCUACCAUUCAAGAAAUCAUCACAAUACUCAAUUCAGAUGACUGGAAAGCAGAGGUAUCAUCGUUAGAAACCAUAGGUUCCAUGUCUUGCACCAAUGCUGAACUAAUUGCUUCGAAUCUGCAUUCUCUCAUUCAUCCCAUUCUUAAAGAGGUAACAAAUUUACGUUCAAACGUCUCGAUGGCAGCCAUGAAAUGUUUGUCAGAAAUGUUUAAAAGUUUACAAACUGCCAUGGAGCCGGUACUCGAUCGAACAAUCAUAGAGCUGUUGAACAGAUCAGGUCACACGAACAACUUCAUGAAAGAAGAGGCGCUCCGAUGUCUGAAUGUCAUCAUUGAAAAUGUCAGUCCGAUUAAGUCCGUUUCAGCCAUCAUCAGUUACGGAAACAACCAUCGAAACGUGACGAUACGAAACGCUUCCUCUCAGCUGAUCGUCAACAUCUGCUUCAUGCUUGGACCCCACAGUAUCUUGGUGGACGGGCCAAAAGAUGUAACGAACAAGAUCCUCUCCACUGCAACUCACUAUCUCACUGAUGGUUCUCCUGAAAGCAAACUUCAUAACAGAACGAACGGCCGAAAGUUAUUUUCAAAUUUGCGAGGUCACGUUGAGUUCGAUCGAAGUAUGAGACUUCAUUUACCUCACGAUGUCAUAACCAAGGUUGUUGAGCCAGCGUUGAAGGGACUCGAAAGUCGGAACGACGUGGAGCACAACACUACGAUGUCAGCGCAGACGAGAGUGAACAAAAACUCCAUGAAACAUUCCAGGUAUCACUCAGCUGGAAACCUAUGCAAUAUAGUGAGCAACGCAGAGAAUACUGCUCAGCCACCGGCACCUCCGUCACAAACGACGACGUCGACGAUACCGAGUUCGAAAGGUAAGAAGCAAGUGAAGCUGGAUGACUCCACAUUAGAUGCUGUCAACAAGAUUAUUGACGCUUUAGAUUCCAAUGAUUUUCGAGAAAGAUUGAAUGGUUUGAAUGAUUUGAGAGCGUUAGUAAUUCAGGAAGGCAAGGUCAAUGCUGUUGUUUCCCACGUCAACAGGAUAUAUGAUAAGCUGGCUCCAUGCCUGAAAGAUUCCAACUUCAAAGUUACCAUACAAGCACUACAAGUUUUUAAGGACCUUCUACCUUACGUCUCUGCACAUCUGACCAACCUCAUCAGCAUGACGAUUGCGAACGUCUCAAGCAACAUGGCUUCCAACAACAGAGAUGUCAGAGAUAGUGCCAAUCUCGUACUGGACGGAUGUAUUCAAUUCAUGGAUCCAGCUAUCUUAAUGCCAUCCUUUGUUACCGCUACUAUUAAUGCCAACAAUCGAUACAAAGUCUACAUGGUUGAAAAGGUUUCAGAAUUAGUUCGACAACUGCAUCCACAGAGGAACAAAACAAUAUCGCUUCAAGUCCUGCCUCUACUCUGGCAGUUGCUAUCGAUGAUGACAACAGGCGGCUCCAACAAGGGCACUCCAAAUCUUCUGAGGCAGAGUACAACUCGCUUGGUGAAGGAUUUAAAAGAAGUCCUAGGAACGGGAUUAAUGGAAUACGCGCAGAUGAAUUCGAAAGUGAACCUGCCGAUGAGGCACAUGUUGCAGGAGUUGAUGCAGUUUCAAGGAGAGUAUGACGACGACGGUGGUGGCGGUAGAAGUGAAGAACAUAGUUUUGGGUAUUAG
Molecule: messenger RNA, 2820 nt
Organism: Helobdella robusta
Lineage: Eukaryota; Metazoa; Annelida; Clitellata; Rhynchobdellida; Glossiphoniidae
Exons: 18
Coding region: 1-2820 (939 amino acids)
Biological process (GO): microtubule cytoskeleton organization
Cellular component (GO): cytoplasmic microtubule; cilium
Molecular function (GO): microtubule binding
Source: RefSeq, a predicted model, not a curated record